GAAGGCGUCAUUUUGAAAAGUUAAAUUACAGUUGGAGUUGUUUUCGUAAAUGAAAAAAUAACGACGUUUGUCUGGAAUUCUGUAAAUGUAUGAUAUGAAAUUUGGAGAAGCAAGUUGAUAUAUUCAAUUAUAAUCUAACUACAAAAGAAUUUAAACAAACUUCUUAUCGUUAAAUCAAAAGGGAGAAAUGUCAUCCUUCCAUUAUGAUUUCAUCCUCUCCAAACGCAGCUCGCUUGCAAAGGUAUGGCUUGCAGCACAUUGGGAAAAAAAACUUAGCAAAGUUCAGGUGUUUGAGACAAACUUACCAACUAUUGUUCAAGACAUUAUUCAUCCAAAAGUGCCAAUAGCCUUACACACAUCAAGUCAUCUUCUUGUUGGACUUGUUCGUAUCUACUCUCGAAAAGCCAAAUACUUGCUGAAGGAUUGUUCUGAAACUCUGGUCAAUAUCAAGGUGGCAUUCAGGCCUGGCUCAUAUGAAAUUGACAACGUGGUAAAGAAACAGAAGUCAUCCACUGGGAGUGAAUAUGUUGAAUGCUCACUUUUCAUCACUAAAAAAUUGGACUUGCUUGAUCAUUGGAUCCCGGAUGUUAGUGCCGAAAUAGAUUCUACAUUGAAUCAAAGCAAGCAUGAAGAGAUCACACUUCGAGAAGAGUCAAUGAAGUUGAACUCACUAAAAGAUUAUUUUGAUGAUGAUGAGGGAUUUGGAGAGAUGGAUAAUGAGGGAUCAGUCAAUGCCUUUGACCAGGCAACAAGUUAUUGUGUGUCAACAUUAGAACGAGGUCAGAGUUUGGCUGACUCAGCAUAUGGUACAGAAGAUAUAGGCUCAUUGGAAACUUUUUCAUCAAGUGAUUAUUACAGUGAUCCAUUCUCAUCUGGUCUCACUCCAGUUAAGAAUCCCAGCAGUCCAAUAAAGAUAGCAAGAGAUCAUCUAAACAUACUGCCAUUGAAUGUUGACAAUUUGGAUAAUGAUAUGGAAUUGUGCUCAAGCCCCAUAGCAAUUACUGACUUUACCUUGACUGAUGAAGAAACAAAAACUGUUGAACCGGAGCUAGCUGUUGACAAAUUUGUGCAAGCAAGGGAAAAUGAACUCGAAAAGAACAGUGCAACUUUUGAACUCGAUGAAGCACAAAGAUUAAAGAGGAGCUUUGGGGAACGUGAAGAUGGAACUGAUGUUAUUCUUGAAUCAAUAGAAAGCAUCAAUAAAAAUGUGCGUUCUCCCAGAAAGAAACUGAAAAGAACUAUUUUUAUCGAUGUGGAAACAUCUUUAAACCGGGAAGUGAUUGUUGAUAACAUUGCACAUCCUGAAAGACAUUUGUCUGAACCAAAAUUCGCGACGCCACGAAAAAAACUCAUGAAAGAAGAAAGAAAUACAGCGUCUCUUCUUGCAAAAUCAUUCAACAGAGAAAUGACACCAACUUUAAAUAAACUUUUUUGUUCAAAUUUCCAUCUAAAGCAAUCGAGGGAUAGUUUGCAAACCUUUACAGAUGAAAGCACUUUACCUGAAGAUUGUACCGAUUUUAAUAAUCUCUCAAACGUGAAUGAAACGAUUGCUCAGGAGGAAGGAGUUGCUUUAACUCAAGAGUUCAUUCCUUUACAUGACGAGGAAUAUUCAUCAGAUGAAGAAUGUUCUUGGAGUAGAACAUAUGAAAAGAAUGAAGAACUUGACGUGAGCAGUUUUAACAACGCUUUGACGAUGGAUGACGACGCGAUAUUUGAUGAAAACAUUUUGAAAGAUAGAUUUUGUUCAUUUGUUGAAACGAAAAUUCAAAAUGCUCCUAGCAAUGAGGUAACCUUUCAGCAAAUUGUUGGCAGCAAUGUCGUUAAACUUUCGCGAAAAAUAGUGGCGCAACGAUUUUUAAAAUGUUUGAUUAUGCAACGAGAUUCGAGAUUGACUCUAAAUCAAGAAGAAUCGUUUGGCGUAAUCACUCUUAAACCUCCGUCAGAACAUUCAUGAAGUUUUUAAUGUGAAGAGUCUUAUCACAAUCCUUCAAAUUUAGAUAAGAACUGAUCGCAUUUGACUCUUUCGACUCUAGCCAAUAAGCCCAAAAAAAUUAUUGGAUGCGAUUUAGGAAGAUGUACAAGAAGAAUUUCUUCUGAUUUCUUUUCAAGUUAGUUGUUGUUAUAGGGCACAGUUCACUAAUUCUGCCGUCUUUUGUUGUGUUCUUCGUAUUUUAGUCCAAGUACUCUGUAAGCCAUGCAUGUAAAAAUUUUAUUAAUGUAAAUUAUAUCAUGUCAUUUACUAUACAUUUUAAACAACAUACAUAUACACAUUGUAAAAGAUAUGGGUUUUAACAGUUUAAAGUUUUGAUCGUACAUCUCUUAUUAUAUAACAAAAUAAAAAGGUAGAUGAGAAA
Molecule: messenger RNA, 2354 nt
Organism: Xenia sp. Carnegie-2017
Lineage: Eukaryota; Metazoa; Cnidaria; Anthozoa; Malacalcyonacea; Xeniidae
Product: double-strand-break repair protein rad21-like protein 1
Exons: 5
Coding region: 188-1954 (588 amino acids)
Biological process (GO): synaptonemal complex assembly; mitotic sister chromatid cohesion; replication-born double-strand break repair via sister chromatid exchange
Cellular component (GO): synaptonemal complex; cohesin complex
Molecular function (GO): protein binding; chromatin binding
Source: RefSeq, a predicted model, not a curated record